AAAAAAUCUUCAAACAAAAAAGAAGAGAGUCCAGUUGGAGGCCUGGCUGCAGUGGUCCUAAGAUAAGCAGGUAAGACAUCCCCUGAAAAUAAGACCUAGUGCUUAUUUUGGAGACCAAAAGAAAAUAAAACUGGGCCUCACUUUCAGGGAAAUAUGGUAUCUGCUAAUUAAAAAAUGAAAUCCAGGAUCGCAAUGGUCAAGCACCAAUAACCAUAUGAAGACCAAGGCCACUUCUCUUUAUGAUUGAUUUAAAGGGCCAUCCAUCUCUGUAUGUGUUAGCCCAAGCCACUGGAAAUAUAAAUUCAACAGAGUGAAAAUUGAAGUGGAAGUUCUACAACAGAAAAAAAGGUGCGAGUGGAAGUGGCCUUUGGGGUGGCAGAGAGCUGUCCCACACAUCAAAGUAAGGGAUAAGGAUUAUUUUCUCGGGGAGAAGCUCCGUGCCAGACGCUUCAAUUUGGGGACGGGGAAUGAAGAGAAAUCCUACAAUGACGAAAUCAGGGAAACUUCUUCAUAACGUUAACGCAGCGAGAGGAAACCCUGGCCUGCAACUAAGCUAGGAAGCGAACUGCUGCCUGUACAGUGAUCCAACGAAAGUAACGAUUCCGAGGAGUUGGCCAUUGGUUGCUGAGAGGGAAGUGGGCGGGACCGCUCCGGCUGAGAGUUGAAGCCAAAGGGAAGGAAAAGUGGGAACUGUUGCCGCCGCUGUUUCUGGCGCACUCCCUCUUCGCUCCCACGCGCGCAUUCGCUUCAUCUCGCGACCGCCUCGCCUCCACCCCCUCCCCGCCGCUCCCUUUUCUGGCGGCCAACCUCGCUUGCGCUUCCUAAAUGAAAAUCUUCAUCCGUCGCCGCAGCAGCGCCGUGCAACUUCGCUCCCCCCCUCGGGCAUUCCUCUAAGCCCAUGCCAUGCUGCUGCCCUUUCUCCCGGCGCUGUUGGCCGUUUUCGCUCCAUCCUUUUCCUGCCGAGGCUGGUCGCCCUCGGCUUCUUCAGAGUCCAGACGAAAGGAACCGACCAGACUCACCUUGCCGCCUCUCAAUUCCUCUUCCUCUCCCAAGUCCUUUGUACACUGGGGCGCGUUUCCAACCGAUUUUGAGGAAGGGCAAGAAGAGUCCACUAAGGCGGCGGCUGUAGCUACUCCUUCACCUGAGCCACUCCGCUCCGCGACCCAGCAGGAGCAGCAGCUCCGGGAGGAGCAGGCGUGCAACAUCAGCGUGCAGAGACAGAUGCUGAGCUCAUUGCUGGUGCGCUGGAGCCCGCUGAGCUUCCAGUGUGACCUCGUGCUCUUCUCCACGAGCGGCCCCGGCGGACGCGCCUUUUUCUCGGCCGCCUUUCACCGAGUCGGGCCGCCGCUGCUCAUCGAACAUGUUGCGCUGGCAGCUGGUGGCGUACAGCAGGACCUCCGCUUAUGCGUGGGCUGCAGCUGGGCGCGAGGUAGGCGCGUCGGCCGCCUUCGCCCGGCCGCCUCCAACCCAGCCGCGUCGGCUCCUCCUUCGGCUGCCCUCUACUCCUGGUCCACUCCGGACCACGGACAGCCUUGGCAGCAAGGGGAGCGACUCCACUUCUGCUGUCUGGAUUUCAGCUUGGAGGAUCUCAAGGGAGAUCCCGGCUGGAGGAUGAACCGCAAGCCCAUCGAGUCCACCCUGGUGGCCUGUUUCAUGACUCUGGUCAUCAUCGUCUGGAGCGUGGCUGCCCUCAUCUGGCCGGUGCCCAUCAUCGCCGGCUUUUUGCCCAACGGCAUGGAGCAGAGGAGGAGUGCCCCCACCUCGACAACAGCUGCAGUGAAAUGACCGCCUUCCUCCCAUCUCUGGUCCGAUGUCAUCCCAGUUGUAUCGUUGGGCUCUGGAUUGGGAAUCUUGCUAUAAGUUGAUUAUUUUUUGUAAUGUUAAAAGGAAUCUAUUUUGUAAAUUAGUAUAUUAAAGCCAACUUCUUGCUGUUGGCUGUAGAAGGCUGGAGUUAGAUAGAAAUCUUCAAACUGGAUUGAUUUCUUGCCAGUAAUUCUUUUAAAAAACAAUCUAUACCUGCUUCUAGUUAAUUUAAUAAAAGACUUUAUAGGUAUAUCUAUACUGUGCUCAAACUCAUAUCUGAAGGAAAUGACCAAAACCUGUGUAUUUUGCUUUAUAUAUUUAAAAAGAAACUCUUUUAGGACAAUAUUUUAGUAGUAACGCAUACAGAAGUCUAGUGCAUUUUGUAGUAGUUGUAAAUUAUUUGUAUACAACUACAAUUUGUAUUUGCAAAUGUAAAUUUACCAAAAAGAAACUUUUUGGCAAUACUUAAAUAUGCUAACAGUACUUGAUGGAUCUGAAUUUCAGGCACUCUUUUAUAGUGUGUGUGUGUGUGUGUGUGUGUGGUUAAAGAUUAGAGAUACUAUGUGAUUUCUUACGUACAUUUGUUCAAACAUUAAUACAGAUUUCCUUUGCUGAAAUGUCCGAACUUUGCAUUGUAUUUUUCUAUAAAUAAUUUUUGCAAGUACAAAUCAAAUAGAGGAAGAAGCAGAGCAUUGGGGCCUCUCUUUAUACUCAACAUUCAAUAUAAAACACACUGUGGAAUGAUGGAUAAUUAUUAUUUUAUUCUUCUGAUUUGGUAAAUCAAAUCUUUGAAAAGAUCGAUCAAGCUACUUUCUCCAACCUGAUAUGACAUAGAAUUCAACAUUUGCCACAUAUUUAGGAGAUGCCAAGGUGGUCUAAUUUCUGGUAUAAUCUUUUGUUUUAUCUCUCUUUUUAUAGUAACAAGAAUUCUACCAUUAAUCAUUUGCAGAUGAGGAGUACAUUGUGCGCAGAACCCAUGGUUGUAUGUAAUUUAUAAUAAACAUAUUUAGCCUAAAGCCCCGUACCCCAUUUAUUAAAACCUCUUUGAGACAAUUGCCAACUAAGUGUACGUUCAGUAAGAGUCUGUUAAUUCAGACUAUUAAUUCUAAGUUAAAUUUGGAAAAUUAGGGUUCAAACUGAAUAAAUUAAAAAUAGUCAUACAUUAUGUAAUUUAAGUUAUAGCAAGUUCCUGCACAUUAUUCUGAAAUUGUUCAGAAUAAUAAUCCAUUUUUUUCUAAUUGCUUCCCUGUCAAAUGAGAAAAAGUUAUGGCGAGAAAUGUACAAAUAGAUUUGCUUAUCUUCUUAUUUGCAUCAUAAUGUUCAUAUGAACCCUUUUGAAUAUAACAAGUGCACUUUGGAACUGUAAAUGCAUUUGGGGUCAUUAGUUAAUUGUGGUUACAAAAUUAUUACUAAUUAUUACUGUAGUUGAAUUAGGACUUUGGAUUGUCAAGAGCAAAAACUGAAAGAACAAUUUUGUUAGUUCAGUUGAUCAUAGAUACUCUUAAAACAUGUAGGGUGAGAUAUAUUCCUAAUUAAUCGAAUUAUAAUAUUAAAGGUCCACUGUGAAAAUUAUGUAUUCCUUCUUUAGAAGUCUUAGGUAAUAGAAGACAGCCAAAUUCAGCAAAUAAACUGGGACAAAUGUAUAUUAUACUGUAAAGAAAUUAAAACUUGUAAUUUCCUGAGGUUUAGUUUGAUUUUUAAUGGAAUGGCAUUAGUUUAUAAUGUGUUUUCUCUGUGGGAUAAAACAAGCAGCUAGAUGAUAUGCUUAAGAUUUCAUUUGACCUUAAGAGAUUUUGGUAGAAAUGUUUUAAAAAUUCAAUUAUAAAACUGUAAUCCAGAUUAUAUUGGUAAAAUAAACGCUAUAUAAUA
Molecule: messenger RNA, 3672 nt
Organism: Ahaetulla prasina
Lineage: Eukaryota; Metazoa; Chordata; Lepidosauria; Squamata; Colubridae
Gene: TMEM158
Product: transmembrane protein 158
Exons: 1
Coding region: 904-1785 (293 amino acids)
Molecular function (GO): peptide binding
Source: RefSeq, a predicted model, not a curated record